CACAUCAGCAGCGUGCUGCUGGAGGUGUUUGGAGUUAACACAAGAACAAAUAACUGUGGCGACCUCACAACUCUCUUUCUCCACUAAAACACCCUCCAGCCUGGAAAAACUAUAAUGAAACACCCAGGUUUGCUCAGAAGACGUAGGAGUUGACGUUUAAGGUGACUUUUUUGUGAAACUGGAGCUGCUUCCUUGUUCGACAACGAGCUGAAAUAUCUCAACAUCCUCACAAAGAAAACUUUGCUUUGCUAGGCUGCUAACUCUCCUUAAGAAACCAAGACAAAACAAGUACGAAGACUUCCUCAAACAGUGGUAGAAACGUGUCUUCUGUCGAGUUAAAUCAGUACUAGUGGGUGUAUUUUACUUUGGGAAUGGUGUCUUUUAUUACUCAACACUAACGGUUUUGAGUAGUCAUCAUCACCAGUGGAGGAAGGGUUGCAGCUGGUAGCCACCAACCAGUGUCUCCACCACCACCAGACCUCCACCAUCCACUGUGUUUCUCAGUUAGUUUAGGAGCUAAGUAGUCUCUGGAAGAAAGAUGUCCAGCCGAAAUGGAGUGGGACAGAUCCGAGGAGCUACUUUGGGUCCACAACCCCUCAAGGCUACUAUCCCCUACCAGCUAGCCAGCAAGCCCAGACCCAGCAGGAGAGAUGGCAAGUCAGCUGGAAAGUCCAAACCGCAGCAGCUGAGCUCUGGCAUGAGGCGGACGAUGUCUCUUGACGCCAUCAUUGGGCCGUACCUGCAGGGACACUGGCCCAAAGAACCAGAGGGCCAGCAGAGCAGCCUGUCUCGCAAGGACAAGUCCACCCAGACCCCAGACUCGUGGUCGGAUAAAUCCCAGAGCAGGAGAGGCAGCAGCAGCAGCCACAAACGAUCGGCAUCAUGGGGCAGCGCCGAGCAUCUGCGAGAGAUUGCUAAACUAAAACAACAGCUGCAGCAGCGCAACAAACCUGCAGUCUCAAGGGGGCAUGACAAAGACCGCCAGCGUGGAUAUCCUCAGGGGAGCUGUAGCCUAGGAACUACUCAGACUCAGCCAAUUCCCAUCCCUCUUGCUCCCCUGUCUACACUGGUCCCUCGACUGCGCUGCAGCGUGGAGGGCCUCAACCAGGAGCUGGAAGGCAUGUUCAUCUGCCAGCCACCGCAUCCUCAGCACAGGCUCCUUGAGGUUCCAGACGGCCACCGGGCUCCGGUCCCUCCGCAGAGCUGCAGCAGUGGAUCUCAGAGUGACCCUGCCACCACAACCCUGUCCUCAUCUUCCUCCUCUUCCUCCUCCUCCUCACCCAGCUCCUCUCCUACAAACAUCUCCACUUCCCCACCCAACUCAGAAGAUGCACCUCUGGAUCUGCACCAAGGUUUGCUAGACGGUGCAGAGAUGUGCCACCUGUCUCCGUUCUCCUCGCAGAACGAGGCCGACCUCUCCCUGCCUCUGCUGAUGUCGUCCUCCCCGGGGCCCAACAAGAGCUGCUGCUUCCAGAGAGAGCCGCCAGAGGGCUGCGAAAAGGUCCGAGUCUGGGAGGAAACCAGCACUCCACGCCAACCCAAGCCAGCCCUCAUCAUCUCCUCCUGCCCAGACCCCAACAAGGUGAACUUCACCCCCUAUGGGGGCUCCGCCUUCUGCCCCGUCAGCCUCCUCAAGCCGCUGCUCCCCUCCAUGGACAUGUUGUUCCGCAGCCUCGCCGUCUCUCCAGCAGGCAGUUGCUCGAGCCAGGGAACGAGCUCCUGCCAGGCUCCUCAAGAUCCUCCCGCCACCGCCGCCACCGCCGGCAUGGGAGAAAGCUCAGGGGAGGGCCUUGCUUUCUGAUCACAGCUACAGAUGCUGGGACAGAUGUGUUGAUGUUACUUUACUUUAGGAAAAGACCAUUCCUUUUCUCUGCAGGUUUAAAAUAAUCUUAUGUUGAAAAAUAAUAAUAUUGAAAAGAAUUAAUAUCGUACUCGUACACAAUCCAAUGGAUACGCUUUAUGAGCUACUUGUUUUGGGUGUCCGGGCGUUGUGAUGUUUCUAAAUUAAGGCAUUUUUGUCAAUCCAAAGAUCUAUUUUUGGCCAAACACAAGUGUGAGAGACGGGACUA
Sebastes umbrosus (honeycomb rockfish) is the source of this 2069-nucleotide messenger RNA. Its product is annotated as protein FAM117A-like. Bases 539 to 1801 code for a protein of 420 amino acids. The record is from RefSeq and is a predicted model, not a curated record. The transcript is spliced from 8 exons. NCBI's taxonomy places the organism in Eukaryota, Metazoa, Chordata, Actinopteri, Perciformes, Sebastidae.